AUGCUCAGAAGUUCAAAUCGGACUUGCUCAAGUUGACUGAGCCCCAGAAUAAAUUCCUCACAUGUGGAGACCUAAACGCCCGUCAUAAACAGUGGCAUGAUGAUGCGAAUCAUACAAAUGGGAAAUUAGUUUUGAAAACUUUGCGGUCAUCGGAAAGUCGAAGUGAUCAACUUACCGUUUAUAUGCCGAAGCAUCCAACGUUUAAGCGUGGUACGUACGCAUCGUAUGUGGACAUAUGCUUGGCAAACUUUGCUAUGAACGAACCUACUGUUACCCAGAAGUUGAGCUCCGAUCAUUAUCCGGUCGUUUACCAUGUUGGUGCAAACGCGUGUGGAGCUGAUGACCAGAAAAAGGAAAUCCCUCGAGUUGAGCAGACGAGCAGAAACUCUGUGCCACACCUGAGGUCACUUUUGCAAUCGGCAGAGUCCUUGGAGGUGCUAUUGCAGGCAGUUGAGACUGUUGUUCCAUCUUUUAUAGAUGCGAUUGCAAUUGAAGUUCAUAAUAUAUUGCAGAAAAAAACUCUAACCAAAAAUGGCUAUCAGAUGACCCUAUCCAAAAUGAAGUGCAAAAGACAUGAUCCAGAGCAAAGCGAAGCGACUUUUGCUAACCUGCUUACAACAAUGACGCUACCCCAGAAUCAAAAAUUGAUCAUUUCUAGCUUCCUCAACGUGCUACAGCCUUUAUCGGAAAACCAUUCUGGACAACUGCACAGAGAAAAAGACUCCGAUACUGUUCAUGGGAAUUUGAUAGAUACUCUCAAAACAUCGUUAUCGAAGUACCGCGCACUGUUGCCAACUGAAGCCAUAUUCACAUUGCGACAAAUUCUUCACAAAUGUCAUACAUACAAGGUUCCUACACAUCACCUUUUCAUCAACUUGAAAAAUUCUUACGCCACCAUCAAUCGAGAACAGUUGUGGAAAAUGGUGCACCAGAGUUAUCGUUGGCCUGCAGAUGUAAUUGAAUCGCUAAAAACUACAUCUGAUUUCAUGAACCCCAAUUCUCACAUCGGUGUGCAACAUGGGAAUCCACUGUCCCAAUUGCUCUUGGCUAUUGCGCUAGAUGUAGUAAUUCGGAAAGCGAUGAUCGAUAGUAGUGGCACGAUUUUUAUGGACAACUUACAGUUCAUAUGUUACGCUGACGACAUUGACUUGAUUGCCAGAGAUUUUUCUCAUCUAGAACGAGCAUACACGAAACUGAAGCGGGAAGCAAUCAAGGUUGGUUUGAUUCUGGCCUUCAAAGAUUCAAAAUAUAUGUAUGCACAACCUAAGAGUAAAACAAAGCAAAUGACUAAAGUCACACUUGAUCACGAUGAAUUUGAGGUGGAAAAGAAGUGUGAAUUCUUAGAUUCAACAAUAACCUAUGAUAAUGAUCUAAUGAAGGAAAUCGAUCGCCGUAUAACAAUUGGGAAUACUUUCCAGGAACUGCUCGAUUCAACCCUUAAAACUCUUGACAAGGAAAUCAUUUAUAAAACUCAAAUAAGACCGCAAGUGCUGUACGGCCACGAGUCAUGGGUCCUUACCAAAUCGAGCGUUUCUUUGAAGAAACUCAAAGACUUUGAAUGUGAAGUGCUUCGAUCGAUCUACGGAAAACUACGGACAUGUGAUGGAAAAUCCUACGAAGCUAUGUAUUCCGACAUGGUUCAGCGAAUCGCGGAGCUCGACAUUGAACAUACGAUCAAUAUAGGACGGCUACGAUGGGCUGGACAUGUCCUGCGCAUGCCCGAGGACUGCCCUGCACGAAUCGCGCUGGAAAGCAAUCCAAACGUCAAACUUCCUAGAGGACAUCCACCCGCCCAGUGGAUCGAUUGUGUAGAGCAAGAUUUGAGGAAUGUGAAACGGUACACAAACUGGCGGAACGCAGCACAGGAUACUGAACUGUGGAAUCAACUGCUGGACACAGCUAAAUCCAAAUGGAUGCAGCGGAAGGUGAGAAAGUGCAGGUUCCGUAUAAAACAAGAUUCUGAAUCAUCCCCGUGAAAUAGUUAAUUUUAAGUUGUUGUUACAUCUGUUAGAGAAUGGUGUCAGAAUUUUAGUGAUAUCGAAGGUUUUAGCAGGAUAUUUUAAAA
Aedes aegypti (yellow fever mosquito) is the source of this 2065-nucleotide messenger RNA. RefSeq lists its product as uncharacterized. The record is from RefSeq and is a predicted model, not a curated record. The coding region runs from base 183 to 1976 and encodes 597 amino acids. NCBI's taxonomy places the organism in Eukaryota, Metazoa, Arthropoda, Insecta, Diptera, Culicidae. The transcript has 2 exons.